Messenger RNA from Siniperca chuatsi (mandarin fish), 3595 nucleotides. RefSeq names its product hemojuvelin BMP co-receptor (gene hjv). The transcript has 5 exons. NCBI's taxonomy places the organism in Eukaryota, Metazoa, Chordata, Actinopteri, Centrarchiformes, Sinipercidae. The coding region runs from base 372 to 1646 and encodes 424 amino acids. Gene Ontology annotation, molecular function: coreceptor activity. Gene Ontology annotation, cellular component: plasma membrane. Gene Ontology annotation, biological process: BMP signaling pathway. The record is from RefSeq and is a predicted model, not a curated record.
UGUGUGUGUGUGUGUGUGUGUGUGUGUGUGUGUGAGAGGACAGUUGUCGGGCAGCAGGUGUUGGUUGUUGGUGAUUUAUUUAGAAACGACUGAAGCUCCCAGUCAGCUGUGAAUGCACCACGAGGCAGAGACCAGAAUCCAGAGUGGGACACCACAGACCUGAAGAGUACUGGUCAGACCUGAACGGAGACCUGGAAGGUCCUGGAGCGUCGUGGACGGAGACCCUCCAGGCUGAUUUCCCUGAGGACGAAGUGAGGACUGAUUCUGAAUCUCAGGUUGUCUGAUGGGUCCUGAAGAAGAAGAAGAAGGUCUCCGGUAACAGAGCAGAGUUGUGGUGAUCUCUGUGAGCCCGUCCUGGGUUCAGUCUGCCGAUGGAGCCUCGGUCUGCCGUCACACAGCACACAGCGUUACCAUGGAAACACUGCAUCCACCUGACUCUGCUGCUGGUCCAGCUGAGUUUACCUGAAGUCGGAGCUUCCUGUCGUAUCCUGAGGUGUAAUUCUGACUUUGUGGCUGUGACGCUGGACCUGGGCAGCAGCAGUGGGGGUGGAGGAGUAGGUGGACCAGGAGGAGCAGCAGGUGGAGCAGCUCUCAGCAGGGAGGCGGUGAAUGCUGGUUACUGCAGCGCCCUGCGAUCCUACGCCAUGUGCACUAAGCGGAUGGCACGGGCGUGUCGCGGUGACCUGGCGUACCACUCUGCGGUUCAGGGCAUCGAGGACCUGCUCAUCCAGCACCGCUGCCCCCGGGUGGGGCCCACCGCCCAGCCCCGGCCCCUGCCUCAGGGCACGCUGUCCGAAGACACCUGCCUCUACGAGAGGAGCUUCCUCGCCAGAGAGGGACGCAGACCGGAUUACCUGCACUGCGGCGUGUUCGGAGACCCGCACGUUCGAACCUUCGACAACGACUUCCAGACGUGUGCCGUGCAGGGGGCGUGGCCUCUCAUAGACAACGAGUACCUGUACAUCCAGGCCACCAGCUCGCCAAUAAGGGGGGGGGCGCACGCCACAACGCUCACUAAGAUCACCAUCAUCUUUAAGAACUGGCGUCAGUGUAUUGAUCAGCAGCUGUACCAGGCGGAGCUCGAUAACGUUCCCGCUGCGUUCGUUGACGGCUCGGUGUCGAGUGGCGAGCGGCGAGGUCAUCACAGCCUGACGGUCAGGACUCAGAGUCCCGGCCGACACGCGGAGAUCCGAGCGGCUCACAUCGGCACGCUGCUGGUGGUGCGUCAGAGCGGACGCUCGCUCGGCCUGUCGGUCCGCUCGCCACGCAGCAUCGUGGAGGCCUUCGGCCCCGAGCAGGACCUGCAGCUGUGUGUUUGGGGCUGCCCCGCCUCCCAGAGACUCAACACACUCCGCCCACCGGCGCCGGACUCCUCGCCUUCCUCCGCCGUCAGCCCCUGGGCUCACUGCGCCGCGCUGCUUCCUGCCCGAGACGUCUACUAUCAGGCCUGUGUGUUCGACCUGAUCACCAGCGGAGACCUGAACUCCAGCACGGCCGCCGUCAGCGCGCUGCAGGACGCCCGAAACAUGAUCUCUGACAUGCAGAGAGUUCACCUGCUGCCUGCCGCCUCCGCCAAGCAACACAGAGCACGACUGGACCUGACGCUGCUGCUGCUCGGCAUGCUGGGAACUCUAACCAGAGCCUGAAGCGGCGGGAAGUCACUGCAGACCUCAGACCUGUGAUGAACUAGACGAUGGCAUCACACACACUGGAGGACAAACACACACCUGUGGUCAUGUGACUGCAGCAGAUCCAACAUGGCGUCCUGAUGUGAGAUUAUGUGGAUGAAACAGAGCCGGUCAGAGACUUUAAUCGCCCCGCCCACUCUGGUGUAACUGGGCCGGACUGAUCCUGGAUCUGGUGCUGCUGAAGCAUGCAGUUACCGAUGUUUAAAAACAGCAGCUGAAAUAAUAUCGACUCAUAAAAAUGUUUCUUUCAGAUACUUAAAGCAACAUUUUUGCAGCUCAGUUCUAUAAAUAAAUACAUUUAGCAACACUAGUGAACAAUGAUGUCAUCAGGAAGUCUCGCACAUGUAAACAGGAAGUCCUCGAGUGUUCAGGUGCAAAUCCACAAUUACAACACAGACUGCACCGGACGUCAAAAUGACCCAUAAUUUAUGACAGUAUAAAAGAAAGGAGUACAAAAUGUUAAAAGGUUGGUUUUCAUCCAAAUGAGCAGAAAUCAGACAACAUUUUUGAUGUAAAUAUAAUAUUCGAUUAUGUUGUAAAUAAAUGUCGAGAAGCUGUUUCUCUUCUGAAGGUAAAAGCUCCUCGCUGCUUCUGGAUCGCAGUGACUUGUUACACGCUGGUCGCUCUGUUGGUAUGUUCUUACUUAAAAAGCCUGCAGACACCUCGUUCAUCUUCAGCAUCGACCGUAAAGGCUAAGUUUCAUGGUGUGUUUCCACGAUGCUCCUGAUCGUGUGAUUAUUUAUCAAGGUCUCUGAGGGAAACUGCAGCGCUCACGUUUAACACGUGGAGAUAAUCCUCCUCCCAGCGAUGGUUUACGCUCCGGAGAGACUUCCCGGUGUGAAGAGACAGGAAACUGCAGGACAAACCGGAAACUUCACACGUAAGAUUUCAUUCAGAACCGAAUCUGAAACCUGUCGUCUCUGUUCUUACCAGAGGUGGAAGAACUACUCACAUCUUUUACUUAAGUAAAAGUAGGAAUACCACAGUGCAGUACAAAAGUACUAACAGCAAAGUGUACUUAAAGUAUUAAAGUAAUAGUACUUGUUGGGCAGAAUGGUCCCGUUAUUAUUAUUAUAAUUAUUAUUAGUAGUAUAUAUCAUAUUAUUAGAAUAUUAUUACUGAUGCUUUAACACGUAAGCAGCUUUUUAAUGUUACAGCUGGAGAAGAAUCAUAUUUUAUAAACUGAUCGUGUGUUUUGUUUGUAAAAUCUUAAAGUGUAAAGUAACUAAAGCUGUCAGACAAACGUAGUGAAGUAAAAAGUCCAGUACGAGCUGUGGCGGAGUGGAAGGAGAAAGUAGCAUCAAAUUUUAUCCUUCAGGACUCUGUGACCCGGUGUUUGGAAACUUUGAAUAAAAAUGUCAGUGCUGCUUAGAGCCGUCACAUAUUUGAUAUUUUGAUAUUUUACAAACGGUUCAGGCCUUUGACCAAAUCAGCAGAACUGAUGCAACUGAGAAAUCAGCUGGCACACCUGGUAUCGAUCUACCGGAUUAAUGUGAGGGACACGUGUUCAGCCUCUUAUGGUCAGUUUAAAACCCUUCUGGACCAAAAAGAACCAGAGGAACUAAACUAGGAACUAAAAGUCCCUUCUGCCGUUCCUGUCGGCCUUUCCACCGCAUCCGAAGAAGCGUGUACAUCAGACAAACUAGACCCAGGACGGGUAAAAAGCAACGGUGGUUUUUAAAACGGUUUUUGUACAUGAGAAAACAGCACCGAGUAAUUCUGUUCUUUGUAUCUGAGUUGUAUCUAAUGAAUGAAUGAAAAGGAGACUGACUGUUUACACAGCAAACACCCACUGAGGUAUUCUGGGUAUUUGUCCACCUGGGCUCAGGUGGGAUCAGACAUGUUUAAAACCACGUUUGAUUUUUAAAGAAUUGUUGCACAAGAAUAAAAUCAUUUACAGUAAAGAG